AUGGGCGAAGGUGAUGGCCCCUCCACAUCCGAGGUGGUGCCACCCAGGAAGGUCAAAUACUGCCAAAUAACAGGUGUGCCGGAGGAGUUCAACGACUUCCUGCCCAAGGACUGCGACGAGUACAAGAAGCUGAAGGCUGCACAGCAGAGUGCAGCCGAGAGCGGGCUGGAGGAGCUGGCGCUUCAGUCCCUGCCAGCGGGUCCCCCUGCUGCCAAGCAGUUACCAGGGAACAAGGGGAAGAAGAAGAAGGGGAAACCAGAGGUUGUGUUGGAGCGCAACACCCGCAACAAGAAGAAGUGUGUGACGACGAUCUCUGGUCUGGAUCUCUUUGGCGUGAAGCUGGCCGAGGCCUCCAAGAUCUUUGGCAAGAAAUUUGCCAGCGGGGCUUCCAUCGUAAAAAACGCCGAGGGCAAGGAGCAGAUUGACAUUCAGGGAGAUUUCGUGGACCCUGCGGUGGACCUCAUCCUCAAGCAGUUCAAGUCCAUCAAGAAGUCUGACCUGGCCCUGGUGGAGAACAAGAAGAAGGCACCAUACUUUGACGAGGAAGACAGCGAGGAUGAGGACGAGCUCUUCGACUAG
This is a messenger RNA of Auxenochlorella protothecoides, 579 nucleotides long. RefSeq names its product Density-regulated protein-like protein. The transcript has 4 exons. Gene Ontology annotation, biological process: formation of translation preinitiation complex; translation reinitiation. Gene Ontology annotation, molecular function: translation initiation factor activity; mRNA binding. Lineage: Eukaryota; Viridiplantae; Chlorophyta; Trebouxiophyceae; Chlorellales; Chlorellaceae. The record is from RefSeq and is a predicted model, not a curated record. Bases 1 to 579 code for a protein of 192 amino acids.